Molecule: messenger RNA, 1137 nt
Organism: Arctia plantaginis
Lineage: Eukaryota; Metazoa; Arthropoda; Insecta; Lepidoptera; Erebidae
Source: the annotation of a GenBank genome assembly
AUGCACAGUAAGGCUCGGCCGUCGACUGGUAAAAGUGCUACAAAAAAGCGUCGACAAAGUGAUGAUUAUGUUAGUAUUUUUGAUACAAAAAUGAAGUCGAAGACGACCAGUCGUAGACCACGCGCUGGUGAUGUACCAGCUCAACCUUCAAGGUCACAGGCAUCAAAGCGAGGUUUGAGUGAGUCAGGCGGUAGCCCUAUUAUUCGACCUAAGCGACUGAAAGCAAUGGUUAGUGAUGGCCGCAAGGGAGCGAAUAUACCAGGUACGCGUGAUACAUCAGCUCAGUCUUCAACGUUACCAGAUUUCUCAGCAUCGAGGCCUGCGUUUCGCCAACUAGAAUUUGACAGACUGGACAAUUAUGAGAUCAACUGCGAAAUUGAACGUCUUUCAUCGCCCUCUAUCGUACAAGAUUAUGGAGACGUACUGCCCGAUUUGCCAGAGAAUCUAUCCUUGGGUAACAUUUCUACGCCUAGCGUGUCGCUUCUGAGAUCUAAUGCGGUGACUCCGAACUUCUCGUCAGAGCAUAAUGACGCCCCUCCGGCUUUUCCCGUUCUAAGAUCUGAAAGUAGUACUCCCGACUUGCCAAGCGAUAACCAUGAUGCCCCGUCACCUCAAAAUUCACGCAAUAACUCACCUUCUCAUCAAGGAGCCACUACCACCUGGAGCUCUAACCCAAAUUCAAUGAAAACUAUCGACUUUACCACGGAACAACAACUCUUGGUGCCGCCUCCAACAGAUCCUUACGAUGCGUUCCGUUUAUUUAUUGAUGAUGAUUUAUUAGAUCUGAUUGUUCGAGAGACGAAUGCAAAUGCAGUAAGAGUGGGUGCUGCAGAUAAUGUAAAGCGCAACUCACGAAUAAACAACUGGAAAGUUUUAACUAAAGAAGAACUGAUGACAUUUCUCGGACUCCUUCUGCAUACUGGAACAAUUCGGCUAAAUCGUAUAUGCGAUUACUGGAAACGGCACUAUUUAUUUAAUAUUCCAUGCUUCGGUCAAUUUAUGUCUCGAAACCGUUUCUUGUUGAUAUUACGAUGCCUGCACUUCACGUCGGAAACAAGCGAAGAAGACCGCCUAAUAGAAACUGCUACACAGGAACUACUACUGCACAGGAACGUUAAGAAAAAACCGCAGAGAUAA